AUAAACCCAUUCUUUCUAUCAUCAACCAACAACAAGCAAUAUAUCCAAUAACUUGAAUCUUUUCAUUCAUCUUCAGAUUUGCUUAAAAAAGAAAUCAAAUUUUCAGACAAAUAGAGAAUUAUAAAUGGCUCUGGUGAGAAGUCUACUGGGUGCAAAAAAGAUUCUAAGCCGCUCCACCGCAGCAGUCUCGGCGGCACCAAAAGGGUUUCUUGCAGUGUACGUAGGAGAGAGCCAGAAGAAAAGAUACUUAGUGCCACUCUCAUACUUGAACCAACCUUCUUUUCAAGCUCUGCUCAGUAAAUCUGAAGAUGAGUUUGGGUUUGAUCAUCCGAUGGGGGGCUUAACGAUACCUUGUCAUGAAGAUACGUUCAUCAAUGUGACUUCUCGGCUCCAAUGAUCAUGAUCCAACAUUUUGUUUUUCCGAGUUAGAUAUAGACUUAAUUCAUUGUAAAUAGCUUUUUUCUCUUUCUUCUUGAAAGAGUACUUGUUCUAAAAGUUUAGAGAAUGGAUGCCAUUUUUGUGCAACCGACACGACAUGUCAAUACAUUUUGGAAUGAUCUUUGAAAACUAAAGACCACACCAUUUGAAGAACCUUUCAUUAUAGUUAAAUCAUGGUUAGAAAAGUAUAUGUUUCCCUGUUUAUCAUCCGGAUCCAUGCCUCAAUGGUAGCACGUCGAGUUCAAAAUCCCGAUCACUUUCCGGAAAUCUCUUGUUAACCGCUAUCUUCAGAUUACCCCAAUAUCUAGC
This is a messenger RNA of Arabidopsis thaliana (thale cress), 747 nucleotides long. RefSeq names its product SAUR-like auxin-responsive protein family (gene SAUR22). Lineage: Eukaryota; Viridiplantae; Streptophyta; Magnoliopsida; Brassicales; Brassicaceae. Gene Ontology annotation, cellular component: plasma membrane. The transcript has a single exon. The coding region runs from base 125 to 397 and encodes 90 amino acids. The record is from RefSeq and is marked reviewed. Gene Ontology annotation, biological process: response to auxin.